Messenger RNA from Penicillium brasilianum, 772 nucleotides. The record is from the annotation of a GenBank genome assembly. NCBI's taxonomy places the organism in Eukaryota, Fungi, Ascomycota, Eurotiomycetes, Eurotiales, Aspergillaceae.
CCACAACAACCACCCCCAGUCUCCCACACGUCCAGGACUCAUCACAAUGCUCUGUCUUCGCUGCAGGGCCCUGCCCUCCUUUCAAGCCACGGUGUCCGCCAUGCGCACCCCAAUGACCAGAAUCACCCAAUUCACACCUCAAACAUCCCUCACAUCCACUGCCAGGCUCUCCUCCCGACCCUUCUCUACGACUCUCCUCUCAACGCCAACCCGCCUCCAACCAAGCCAAACUCUCUCCGUCUCCCCCCGGACUCCCUCGACAUCGGCACUGUCCACCCCGUCAAUCUCAUCGCUGCUGCCCCCUCAGAGCCGCUCGUUCUCGGCUACCGCCUCGCUGGGCGUGAAGCGUAACACGUUCCGUCCCUCGCGCCGUGUGCAGAAGCGUCGCUCGGGUUUCUUGGCCCGGAAUACGGAUAGGAAAGGGCGGUUGACUCUUAUUCGUCGGCGGUUGAAGGGGCGUAAGGCUAUGAGCUGGUAAUUGCGCUUUGUAUGUGGAUAUGCUGCGGUUCCCCAAACAUGGGAGUUCGUUUAAGUGGGAGUUGCGAGUUGAAGGGUGACAUGCCGCCCUGGUUGCAUACGGACGGAUAUGCGGAGAUCGUCUCGUCUCGAUGAACAGGGUCGUUGAGAGACUCGAAGCAGGAUUUUGCUAGGCCAGUGUGUGGCCCUUUUUGUACCAUAUUUACCUUCCCGUCCAGUGGCGUUGAAACACUUGGAAUUGGGAAGUUGUGGAGAUUAUACUCAUUUCAGCUAUGUUCGUUUUAUUUCCGAUAUA